CUCCCAACUGCCUGAGUCUGUGAAGGAUGGGGAAGACAGAACUGGCUUUCAGUGUGGAGAGAAUUUUCCCUUUGAAUAUUCUAAACGGGAGCUUUGCACAUGUGCCUCAAGAACUAAUUGUCUAGGUUCCGUCAGGAAUGCAGCAGGAGAGGAGCGUAUUUCAUGCUUAAGACCAGAGAGGAGCCACGCAAUACUCAGUGGAUAAAAGGCUUGCAGUCCCAGCUGGGAAAAAGAGUCCCAUUAUCUCCCAGCUGCAUAGACAUUCCAUACGGCUUGGUUCUGCUUGGAUGCACAGCAUGCCUGGCUGAGAGCUCCAGACAGAGUUCUGCAGAAAAAUUGUAAAGAUCCCGAGACAUUUCCCUGACCCCAGCCAGCUGGCCUUGGUGAGUUCCCGAUAGAACAUCCCCUUUGCCUCAGCGUGUGGGUGCACCCCUCGCGGUCCUGAGUUCCUUGCUCGUGCUCACUCUCCUUCUGCUCCUACUUUGGAUCGUGAGACUUCAGUCCAGUGCUCCAAUGUUGGUCUCUGUCUCUGUCUUCUUUCAUCGCCUGAUGAAGACAGAUUGCUAACAUACUGACUAGAAGAUACAAUCUUCUUUCCUGCUGAUUGCAUGGGAGAAAUUUUUGACCUUAGAACGUGGAGAUGAGGUUGCUAUGGAAACUGGUAAUUCUGCUGCCACUCAUAAACUCUUGUGCAGGUGAGGGUCAUUUCAGCCGUCCUAUUUUUAUUCAGGAGCCACAAGAUGUCAUUUUUCCUUUGGAUUUAUCCAGAUCUGAAAUCAUUCUGACUUGUACUGCAAAUGGUUACCCUUCACCCCGUUACAGGUGGAAACAAAAUGACACAGAUAUUGACUUCAGCAUGACCUAUCACUAUAGAUUAGAUGGAGGCAGUUUGGCCAUCAGCAGCCCCCGCACAGAUCAAGAUAUUGGCACAUACCAGUGUCUGGCCACCAAUCCUGUGGGCACCAUUCUGAGUAGAAAAGCAAAACUACAGUUUGCAUAUAUUGAAGACUUUGAAACCAAAACCAGAAGCACAGUGUCUGUCCGAGAAGGUCAAGGUGUGGUGCUCCUCUGUGGCCCACCACCACACUUUGGAGAUUUAUCUUAUGCCUGGACCUUCAACGACAAUCCCUUGUAUGUUCAAGAGGACAAGAGACGAUUUGUAUCUCAAGACACAGGGAACUUGUAUAUUGCCAAAGUAGAACCCACUGAUGUAGGCAAUUACACUUGCUUCAUCACAAACAAAGAGGCCCAUAGAAGUGUCCAAGGACCACCUACUCCUUUAGUACAGCGCACUGAUGGUGUCAUGGGGGAAUAUGAGCCAAAGAUUGAAGUGCGUUUUCCUGAAACAAUACAAGCUGCAAAGGAUUCAUCUGUAAAACUGGAAUGCUUUGCCCUUGGAAAUCCAGUCCCUGAUAUUAGUUGGAGGAGGUUGGAUGGAAGCCCGAUGCCAGGGAAAGUCAAGUACAGCAAAUCCCAAGCUAUCCUUGAAAUCCCCAAGUUUCAACAAGAGGAUGAAGGCUUCUAUGAAUGCAUCGCAGGUAACCUUCGAGGAAGAAACCUUGCAAAAGGUCAACUCAUUUUUUAUGCCCCUCCAGAAUGGGAACAGAAAAUCCAAAAUACAUACCUUUCUAUCUAUGACAGCUUGUUUUGGGAAUGCAAAGCUACUGGAAAGCCAAAUCCUUGGUACACAUGGCUAAAGAACGGUGAACGCCUCAACCCAGAGGAGAGAAUUCAGAUUGAAAACGGGACUCUUAUCAUCACCAUGCUGAAUGUGUCAGACUCCGGGAUCUACCAAUGUGCAGCAGAAAACAAAUACCAGACAAUUUAUGCAAAUGCAGAAUUGAGGGUUUUAGCCUCAGCUCCAGAUUUCUCAAAAAAACCCAUUAAAAAAAUCUCAGUUGUUCAAGUUGGUGGUGACAUUUCUAUUGAAUGCAAACCAAAUGCCUUCCCUAAAGCAUCUAUUUCUUGGAAAAGAGGAACAGAGAGCCUAAGGCAAAGUAAAAGAAUAUUUAUCUUGGAGGAUGGCAGCCUUAAGAUAUGCAACGUGACCAGGUCCGAUGCUGGGUCUUAUACCUGUGUAGCCACAAAUCAGUUUGGCAGUGGGAAAAGUAGUGGCAGUCUCAUCGUGAAAGAGAGAACUGUCAUUACAAUACCACCAUCUAAAAUGGAUGUUACAGUCGGUGAGAGUAUCGUUUUACCCUGCCAAGUGUCUCAUGACCCUACUAUGGAAGUUGUAUUUGUUUGGUACUUUAACGGAGAUGUCAUAGACUUAAAGAAAGGUGUGGCUCAUUUUGAAAGAAUUGGAGGAGAGUCUGUUGGGGAUUUGAUGAUAAGGAAUAUUCAAUUAGGACAUUCAGGAAAAUAUCUAUGCACAGUACAAACAACACUGGAACGCUUGUCUGCUGUAGCUGAUAUCAUUGUGAGAGGUCCCCCUGGUCCUCCAGAAGAUGUAAAAGUGGAACACAUUUCAAGUACCACUUCCCAGCUGAGCUGGAGACCUGGUCCUGAUAAUAACAGUCCCAUUCAAAUAUUUACUGUCCAGACUCGUACACCCUUCUCGGUAGGCUGGCAAGCCGUUGCUACAGUCCCUGAAAUUCUCAAUGGACAGACAUUUAAUGCAACAGUAGUUGGUUUGAGUCCUUGGGUGGAAUAUGAAUUUCGUGUCGUUGCUGGGAACAACAUUGGAAUUGGAGAGCCAAGCAAGCCAUCAGAAUUGCUGAGAACCAAAGCGUCAGUCCCCAUUGUGGCACCAGCAAAUAUCAAUGGAGGCGGUGGAAGCAGAUCGGAGCUUGUCAUUACGUGGGAGUCCAUUCCAGAAGAACUUCAGAAUGGAGAGGGAUUUGGAUACAUUGUCAUGUUCCGGCCAGUGGGCUCAACAACCUGGAUGAAAGAAAGGGUAGCUCUUGUUGAAUCAUCAAGGUUCAUUUACAGAAAUGAGAGCAUCAUGCCCCUGUCUCCCUUUGAAGUGAAAGUAGGAGUGUACAACAAUGAAGGAGAAGGAUCCCUGAGUACUGUGUCCAUUGUCUACUCUGGGGAAGAUGAACCUCAGCUGGCCCCAAGAGGAACUUCUGUGCAGAGUUUUUCUGCUUCUGAAAUGGAGGUUUCCUGGAAUGCUAUUGCUUGGAAUAGAAAUACUGGAAGAGUGCUGGGCUAUGAGGUCUUAUAUUGGACAGACAACUCCAAAGAAUCUAUGAUUGGAAAAAGUAGAGUCAGUGGAAAUGUCACAACCAAGAACAUUACAGGCCUAAGAGCUAAUACAAUUUACUUUGCCUCUGUGAGAGCCUACAACACUGCCGGGACAGGACCCUCAAGUCCCCCAGUCAAUGUCACAACUAAAAAGUCCCCUCCAAGCCAACCACCAGCAAACAUUGCCUGGAAGCUGUCAAAUUCUAAAUUAUGUUUGAAUUGGGAGCAUGUAAAGACCAUGGAAAAUGAGUCUGAAGUUCUGGGCUAUAAGAUUCUCUAUCGGCAAAAUAGACAGAGCAAAACUCAUAUUUUGGAAACAAAUAAUACAUCUGCUGAGCUUCUGGUUCCAUUUGAAGAAGACUAUUUGAUUGAAAUAAGAACGGUCAGUGAUGGUGGAGAUGGAAGCAGCAGUGAGGAAAUAAGAAUUCCAAAAAUGUCGAGUUUGAGUUCCACAGGAGUUCGGAUUUUAAAGCCGUGUACCAAGUUCCUGUCCAUUGUUGGAAUUUUUUACUGUUUUGCUAUUCAACCACUUUCACGAUGAAUCAAUUUAUGGAUCUUUGGAAAUUUUCUGAAAGCAAAUCAUUCUGUAAAUACAUUCCCCAGCCUCCAUCACAAGACAUAUUCUUAAUACAGACUUGUUUGGAAAGAAAAAGAAUGUAUAUUACUAAGAUCUUGUAAAUAUCUGUGGUACAUUAAUAAAACAGUUUUAAACACUUUGAAACACUUUGAAUUUUAAUGUUCACACAUCAUUGCACAUUUGAGGGUGCUAAAUUAAUCUGGGAUAUAAAACUGCUGUGUCUUUCAGGUGACUUAUAUGGUGUGUAUAAAGAACCACCUCAAUUAACGAUCACAAUUAUGGGACAGAUGUAAAUUCAUGUCCAUUUUAUGUACUGCAGCAAUACACUUCACUAUUUACACUCUUAGCCCUGUUUGAAAUAAAAUACAAUUAUUUGUUUAUAGUUGGGGCUCUCUCAGGUACAAGAUAUUCCAAGUAAUGUUGCUGCAAUUUCUAAAUCUAGUUGGAAGAAUAUUCAUACUUGAAAACAUGUCAGUAUGCUUGAAGAUCUUCUCAGUUUUUAGAUGACUUGAUAAGAAAAAGUGAAGAAGGUGGAAUGUUAGUCAAGGAAAGAAAUGAGCAACCACUGAAAAUAAUUCUGAUAUUUGGUAACCAAGUUCCCAUAACAGAGUUUAUUCUUCUAGCAGAAACCAUAUACCCCUAAAUUAAAGACUUGUGAAUAAAUUCCUGCUACUUCUUAUAAACUGAUAGUUGUUUACAUAACCUUAUUUAUACAUAAUAAAAAUCAUUCUUAAACACGUAUUUGAUCAGAUUUUCUACAUUUUGGUUGUAGUAUUUUCCUUAAAUUUCUCUGUAAUUAUAAAACAUAACCUGGAUUGGAAAAUAAUAACCUUGUGAGUCUAGACCUAGUACAAUUUUUGAGGUAACUCUUCUCUGGGGUUAACCUAUUUAAGCCAGCAGUCCCAUAUGCUACAAAGUGGAGAGAAAUAGCAGGUGAAUGUGAUUCCUCGGACCUUUCCAUUUCAUCCACUAAAAUGAUGGAUUUCAUCCUGCUGUUGGCUUGUUCCAUUGAUUUUUAUUCUGGUGGAUUAGAUUUGCCUUUUAAAACAUGGUUCAAGGUUUUAUUUUUAUUUAUUAAAGUAUUUGAAUUUCCCUCACCGUCUACAAAUCACAUAGUCUUCAAAAUGAAAUAAAUAUACAUGUAUGUACAUCCUUUUAUUAAUUUUUUAUGCAUGUAUAUAAUGUAUUUUAAUCAAUCCCAAGUCCCUCUUCUCCAAUUUUUUUUCCUAUAUACCACCACCAUUUUUCCUUUCAACAUCAGGUGUCUCUUUUUUUUCUUUAAGCCUACUGAGCUCAGCAAGAGCUGUUCACUCAUGAAAGCCGCAAUUCUACUGAUGCAUGAAUAACCACUCUGGGGCCACAUCCCUGAAAAAAGUAGUCUCAUUCCUACAAAAGUAUCAAUUGCCAAUAUCCUCUCAGCUAGGGAUGGAAAUCAAGAGCCCCUUUGACAUCCGUGCUGGACAUUUUUCUGGCUUCAUCUUGCUCAGAUUUUGUACAUGCAGUCAAAGCCAGCUAUUUAGUUCAUAUGUGUGACAGCUGUCAUGUCCAGCACAUUCUGUUUUUCUGAAGACACCCAAUACCUCUGGCUAUUACCUCUGGUCUUUCUAAGAUACUUCAGAAUUUUUAAAAAAUGUCCCCCAUGUAGUCAGCAGCAGGUAUGCAACAACCUUCUACAGGAUUUGGAUCUCUCCUAAAUAGAAAUUACACCAUGUUCUCAGUAACAAGCUCAUUCUUUCAUUACAACAAGAGCUAGCUUUAUGGAGAAAACUAGUAAUGAAAACUAUUGUUUGACUGUUAACAGUUGCCUAUUAGAGAUACAUCUUUAUUUCUAUAGCAUGUGGUCUGAAUGGCUUAACUUUAGAAACAAAAUUAAAAUCUUCCUCCCAAGCAGAGGUUAAGACUUAAAUACACAAGGGAUUUAUGUGUCUAUGAAUCUAGAAAAUUAGACACAUGUUUUUUUUUUUAAUUUAAAAGUUAUAGCAAUAUUUUCUUUUUAAGUGGGCUUUCAUAGUAUGGUUUUCAUGCAUAAUUUUUGUACAAUAAAGUGAAUGAUGUAUAACUAAUAUUUGUAUUUUCUUCAAAUCAUUUUUUCUCCUUUAUCUUCAUUAAGUUCUUCCAGAGUUUUAUGCAAUGUAUUUGAUUAUA
This is a messenger RNA of Chionomys nivalis (European snow vole), 5908 nucleotides long. Its product is annotated as contactin-6. NCBI's taxonomy places the organism in Eukaryota, Metazoa, Chordata, Mammalia, Rodentia, Cricetidae. The transcript has 24 exons. Bases 641 to 3727 code for a protein of 1028 amino acids. Gene Ontology annotation, biological process: cell-cell adhesion; brain development. Gene Ontology annotation, molecular function: cell-cell adhesion mediator activity. The record is from RefSeq and is a predicted model, not a curated record.